AUGCGUUCAUUUUACCUUGUAGUGCUGGGCCUGAUGGCAACAUCGUCACUUGCGGCUCCCAAGAAAGCCGCUCAGGAGGGCAUCAGUGCCUUCGAGGCCAUGGCCAAGUUGAAAUCAGGACCUCAUGUAUAUGUCCACAUCGCGGACGACGGAGUGGCGCGAGCUUACGACGAGAAUGAAUCUGUUAUCGACUAUGUUCCCUUGACCAAUGACCAGCUUAAGCAGCUGCUCGCGAACCUUCCAGAGCCAUGGAAGAAGGAAGCGGAUCAUUUGCACACUGUAUUUGAUGAUGUUGAUGGACGUCAAGUUACAGAUGAGAAACAGUUGCUUGACCCUCCUGCUGAGCUUCGAAAUCCCAUGCCUCGUCAGGCACCUCAGUCUAAGCGCGCCCCCGACCCUCUCCAACAACAUAAAGACGACGAGCCAUCGCCCUUUCCACCCCUCAGACACUCACCAUCGAACAAAGGCUUCAACCACCUUGCUACUGAUGGAGUGAUCCGCAGUUUUAGCUCGAGUGGCGAGGUAAUAGAUUAUAAGCAAUCAAGCCCGGCGGAAAUUGCAAAGAUGCUGGAAUUCUUUGGAAAAUAUAUGGAUCCAGAGGCUUUUGAGGAGGUUAGGAAGAAAUUUGAGGGUGUGGACGGCAGAAAUGUGACUGAUUUGGAGCAACUGCUUCAUCCAGGACCAGGAAUUGGUCCAGAGAGAUUUAAAAAGUGA
Molecule: messenger RNA, 714 nt
Organism: Aspergillus novofumigatus IBT 16806
Lineage: Eukaryota; Fungi; Ascomycota; Eurotiomycetes; Eurotiales; Aspergillaceae
Exons: 3
Coding region: 1-714 (237 amino acids)
Source: RefSeq, a predicted model, not a curated record